Schistosoma margrebowiei is the source of this 2484-nucleotide messenger RNA. Lineage: Eukaryota; Metazoa; Platyhelminthes; Trematoda; Strigeidida; Schistosomatidae. The record is from the annotation of a GenBank genome assembly.
AUGUCAGGUCAGUCACAACGUGGGAAGACGAAGUCUUUGAGAGCUCGAAAUCAGCGUAUGUCAAUGCCCCCCAUUAAUCAUUUGCGUGUGGCGCAUGCUCAGAAUGCCUCAAAUGACAACUUGGGGAUAUACUCGAACCCCAGACUAACAUAUAUUCUUGGACGCCAUGUUAUUGGAAAUGUGGGGGAAAUCAUUACUAUUGAAGACGACCAUGUUCACGGUGUGAUAAAGGCUAUUUCUCCUUCAGCUGAUCUCGGUAUAACAUAUGCUCAAGUUGCACAAAAAAAUGACAAAGGUAAUCGUAAGAACGUGGCUGACAAAACCAUUCUCUGGACAGAAAUUAAAAUGGUUCAGAUAUCUAACGUUAAAAGGUUGGACUGCCUAGUCGAUGAUAUAAAAACGGACAGUGAGAUCGCGAAAGACUGUUCAACUAAUAACUUUGUGGAAGACAAGGAACUGGUCCCGUUCUUUGCCUCGUCUGAUGUUGUUAAAGACUGUUUACUUGAUCAGGGAAGCUUUUCUGCAAUGGAAAUGUUUGAGACGAAUGAAAAAAUGUUUUCCGUCGUUUCCACGUAUAAUGACGAUCUCCGAGAGUAUACGACACCUGUUGACAGGUCUGCUCCAAAUUUCUCUGAAACCGAGGCGCGGUGUGCAAAACUAGCGCAAGACAUCACAGAAAAUUCUUCAUGUAUUAGUUUAGUUGACAAUGAAGAUAUUGGGAUGGAAAAUGAGGAGGAAAAGUAUAGUGCUGUUAGACGCAACGGGACUGUCCAGAAUUCAAUGCGGAAUGCGAAAAGCAAUUCCCGAACAAAUCUAGCUCCUGCAGAAACUCCAGUCAAUUGCCUUGGCAGUCAACUGUCCCAGGUAUGUAUUCAGUCAAGUAAGCCCAGUCACAUCGAAGCUGUCCGUGUGAGUAUAUCUGUUGGGGAUGCACUAAAGUCAGACAUUGUUCCACAAGUCAAUGGAAUAUCUAAAACCAGCACCCAAGCCGAUAAAGAUAAGGUCAAACUAUGUCACGACCAACCUACUAAAGUGUCUACACCUACUUGCGUGUGCACGUCAGCGCCUCCCGUAAAAACCAGUGUUGUUGAUGUACCUGUGUCGUCUGUUGGUAAAUCAAGCAGUACUGAAGAGCGUGUUAAGAAAUCAACACUCGAUCCCAACGCUCCUGAGUUCCAGCCUAUGGGUUUGUCUUAUACUUCACAUUCUAUUGCUACUAUGCCUCCUACUCUUCAACCCAGUUUACCUACACUAAACAUGCCUAUUCCACAUUACGUAUCAACGGUAAACGUUAUUUCUCAAGCCUCUCAAUUACCGACACAAGCUACGUUUAUUGCUGCAGGUCAGCACAUGUAUGCACCUUACUCCUAUGGACCCCAGACACAUAUUCAACAACUACUACCUACUUCAGUUUGUUCCAAUGGACCUGGUACAAACCCUCAGCAUAUUCGAGGUAGUGCAUUACCCCCGUCUGUCAAUCAACAAAGCUAUGUCACUCAUGGAAGUAAUAUGAUGCAUCAGCUGGGACAGAAUGCUACAUUAGGGCAGAUCAUUACAGCUCCUCAGGUGAUUACAGGUCAGAACUCCACGGGUCGCCUUCCAGUUUGUCCUUCGUCUUCCGUCAACUUCACACGCCAACGUUCCAAUGAUUCCCCUUCUUCGGUAACCCACUGUACAUCGUAUCCUGUCCAGCAGUCAACUAUGUCUAUUCCCACCUUCCAGUCACAAGCACUAUACCAGUUACCUCAACCAAACGGUACGUUCCCUUACUUGGUUUCCAGUCAUCCUCCAGUGGGACUGCAGUUCCUUUCUGGUCUGCCUACUGCUGUUAGUUCUGGUUUGAUGAUGGGAGGUGUUCACGUAUCACAACCUUCUAGUCAGCAAAUAUGCCCAACUCAUACCAUCAUGCAAAUGCAACCUGCGCAUUUACAAAUCCCUGUUGGACAACCAGAUCAAAUUAACCAAACAACUACACCUCAACAAACCUCCCAAUCUCAGCAAAUAUUCUCUCAACACUUUCAAGAUCAAUCCCACCCCAUCCAAAUCCCUUCAUACGCAAAUCUCCAAGCUCCAUAUCACCACAACUUAAUGUUCGCUCCUCAACAGAAUUCCCCUGGGUUUUACCCCGGGCCAUCUGCAAUGAUAGCGACACCAGGAGUUAAUCAUAUUGCUUCUGGUUUAUCACCCAUUGUUGGCCAACCGAAUCCUCAUCCACUGGGUGCCAGCGUGGCAAAUCAAUCCGACUCUUCUUCAACCGCCACCCAGCAGUUACAGCAGACUCAUAUUAUGUCUCAACCGAAUUGCCAACCACAACAAUUGUUACAACAUUACCAAGCAAUCCCUCAACCGCAUUUGCUACAAACACAGCAACUGUCCGCAGCUCAACAUAUAGCCGGCCAUCAUCUCCCCGGCAACCACACCUACCAUGCGCUGAUGGCAGCAAUGGCGGCCGGUGGUGGAGUGGGAGCUACACAAGCUCAUUAG